Messenger RNA from Episyrphus balteatus (marmalade hoverfly), 1752 nucleotides. RefSeq names its product protein-serine O-palmitoleoyltransferase porcupine (gene por). Gene Ontology annotation, biological process: Wnt protein secretion; canonical Wnt signaling pathway; protein palmitoylation. The record is from RefSeq and is a predicted model, not a curated record. The transcript has a single exon. NCBI's taxonomy places the organism in Eukaryota, Metazoa, Arthropoda, Insecta, Diptera, Syrphidae. The coding region runs from base 221 to 1642 and encodes 473 amino acids. Gene Ontology annotation, molecular function: Wnt-protein binding; palmitoleoyltransferase activity. Gene Ontology annotation, cellular component: membrane; endoplasmic reticulum.
UCAACAAAAAAAAAUUUAUUGACACAACCUGUCAUUUCCAAAUGUUAUUUUUUUUUUGUAUUUGUUUAAUAACUAAUUAAAUAUCCAUGCUACUCUUCACUAAUGAAUCUUCAAAUCAAAAAUGUUAUUUUUAUCAAUCUGUUACCAUCUCCAUUGUUCAAUAUUAAAACAACUAUACUUCUCAUCUAAAAACUUGUAGAGAAAAUCUCCACACAAAACAAUGGAAGACUAUUUCGACGAUUACGAAGAAGAAGAUCUCUACGAAGAUUAUGACUUUGACAAAAGACUACUCUUUCCAUUUAGUCGGCAAACACUUGAAGAAACAUUCAAAAACUGUGUCAUUCCUUCGUUAAGUCAAAUCACAUCAUACGCUGGCACUCUGAUCGGAUGGAAUCUUCUCUGUCGAUUAGCAUGGCUCAUUGCAAAAUGCGCCAACAUUCAACCAUGGGUUGACCAUAUAAUCUCAUUUGCAACUGGCUGCGGUGUACUCUACUACACAAUCGGUUUGGAUUUUCUUGUCGUAUUACUUUUCUGUCUAGUCUCUUAUGUUAUUUUAAAUAUUCUCGAAUACAGACAAUCUAAAAGUAUGGGUUACAUUUUAGGAACAAUUUGUAUUCUGGGAUUGUUUCUGUACGAAUUGCUAGCAGACAAUCCAACUGUCUGGCAUAAAAUUCGUGGAGUACAAAUGAUUGCCACAAUGAAAGUUAUUUCAUUGGCAUUCGAUAUGGAUGCUAAGAAGCAUGCUCGGACUCCAGCCUUAUUCCCUUUUUUGGGUUAUAUGCUUUGUCCAGCGAAUGCUGUUCUAGGUCCAUGGAUGGCUUAUGAUGAGUAUACUUUAAGCUUGGAACAAACUAGAAUAGAAUUUCGAUGGUUUGUCUGGACAGUGGCUAAUAGUCUGGCAGCGUUGGGUUUUCUUCUGUUAUCGAAUUGCUUUGUGGCUUUGUUAUGCACAGAUUAUGCCUCCAAAUGGAUGAUAGCAUUCCGAGAUGCUUUAUCAUUUAGAUGCAGUCAUUAUUUUAUUUCGUUCCUCUCUCAGGCUACAAUGGCAGCUGCUGGUGUUCAGAGUUACCAGAGUCUUAAUGAUAAAUCUAGAGUCUUUGGAAGCCUUGUUACAAAACCAUGUUCCAUCGAGUUACCCCGAUCGUUAACUGAAGUAGUUCGUAACUGGAACAUUCCAAUGCAUCGUUGGUUGAAGACUUAUGUGUUCCGCACUAUCAAGGACCGGAGUACACUUUUUGCCAUCAUUUGUACUUAUGUGGUGUCGUCACUUCUACAUGGAUUGCAUUUUCAAAUAUACGCUGUUCUACUAUCACUUGGCAUUUUCACCUUCAUUGAGUUCCAACUUCGAGCCAAAAUUGCGAAUAUAUUCAGUGCAUGCAUAUUGCCGAAUCCUUGUCGUCAUCGAGCGUGCUCGCAUGAGCACAAAUGGAAGUCUACAUUCAGCUUAAUCAUGAAUUCGGUAUUUGGAUUGUUGACUGUUAUGCAUUUGGCUUAUUUGGGUAUAAUGAUGGAGGGAACAAGUUCACCGAAUGCACAAGCUAAUCGAUUUUCUAUACAAACGGGACUUAAUAAAUGGAUGUCGUUGGAUUUUCUCAGUCAUUGGAUAUUUGUUUGCAGUUAUUUAUUUUAUUUAGUAGUCUAAAAGUGGUUUGGUCUUUGUGGAACAGAAUAAAACAAGUAUCGUUUGUGCCUAAUUAAGAGGCUUCAUAAUAAGACUUUUGUAACUAUUAUAAAGAUAGAAUAACUUUUGUA